UGAGUGGCUAGUGGUAGGUGAUAGCAGGCUGGAGCCGUCUUUGCGAGAGACGCGACGCUCAGAAUCGCGAAAGCAUGUGAGCUCGGUGCUUGUAUUGCCGACGUCAACGCUUGUAGCCAGGGUUCGGCCCUUCAAUACACACAAUACACAGUACACCCAUGAAGCAGUGACAUGCAUCCCAAUGGGCGCGUCCGACUCAAAACUCACCUUCAAGCAGGGCAUCUUCCGCCUGGCAGAGCCCACCCAGAUCCCCGCCGAUGAUGCCUACUGGACAAGCUUCUGGGAGCUGCCUGAAUCCACUGAAGAUGUCUUCUCGCUCUUCUCGCCCGCAGAUAUCCGCCGAACCCGCGACAACAACCUAGAAAACCUCGAGACGCUCGUCCUCGCCGUCAGCUCGCGUCUCUGCGUCCUCCGCAACCACCCCUCCUUCCCCGACCCCGAGCUAGCACCCGAGCGGGACGCCCUCAACUGCAUACGCGUGCUCACGCGCCUGCUCCCGUUCAUCUACGAGGCCGACCAUCUGGAGGAAUGGGAGGACAAGUUCUUCUGGGCUGCGCGGCGAAGGCGCAGUCGGCGGGGCCAGAUUGUGCGGAGCGAGGUCAUCUUUGACGAAGCCGACCCCGAGCAGACGCCCAACGCGAACGAGCCAGAAUUCGAAAAGGCCAAGCCACUCGCCGAGGAGAUCAUCGACACGCUGGUCGACCUUCUCUUUUUCUCGGACUUCACUCUACCCAAAGUCCCCACCGGCAAGAACAAGGUCUCCUAUGCCAUAUGGCAGAGUGGCGUGGGUUGCAACACGCCAGUAGCUUCGACCAAGGAGUUUGAAAGCAACAGGACCGAGAUCUUGCGGCUGCUGCUGACUCUGGCAAGCAAGUCCAUGUACAUGUCCGCUGGUAUACUCCCAGUGAAAGGUGUCAAGGCCAUCACGUACAUCGCAACCAGUCCCGAGAAGCAAGUCGUCUUGUCACUAUUAUGCUCUCUUCUCAACACAACAUUGAAGUACAACCCCGCCACAUGGCGAGUGCCAUACGACCAUGUGGUCUUCCGAGACCAAAGGCAGAUACUAGUCACAUACUGCCUCCAACUACUUCUGGUACUGAUACUGUAUCCCAUCCCUGAAGCUGGUAACGGGCCAGCACCAAAGAACUUUUUCCGUCAUUUUCUUGGCCGAUUACAUCGACCUCAAGACUUCCAGUUCCUCGUCGAUGGUAUGACAAGAAUUCUGAACCAGCCUCUUCAAGCUAACACAGCAUAUUUGCCUGGAAGCCACAAGUCGUUGACAUGGGCGCCCGAAAUGAUCAUGCUUUUCUGGGAGGCCUUGCAAUGCAAUAAGCGUUUCCGCUCCUUCAUCAUCGACACAGACCGGGCACACGAUUUCGUCGUCUUGGUAUUGUAUUAUGCCAUUGAUCAGCGCAAUGAUCCCACGAAACAAGGGCUAGUGCGAAUGUGCAUUUUCGUACUCCAGACGUUGAGCGUUGAGCCACAGUUUGGUAAGAGUCUGAACAAGACGUUUGAGGGACAGGAAUCGCUUCCACCAAGCAUACGGAUACCCAAUUUUCACGGCACAUAUGCUGAUUAUCUCAUCACUUCAAUCUAUACAUUGCUUACUACAGGGAAAGGCAGACUAGAUGCCAUUUACCCUGCUCUACUCGCUAUCUUGAACAAUAUUGCAGCAUACGUGCAGAACCUUGGACGUGCAUCUAGCUCCAAACUUCUUCAACUUUUCGCAUCCAUGUCGUCACCAAGUUUCUUGCUUGCGAACGAGAAUAACCACACUCUGCUUCAAUCGUUGCUGGAGGCUCUAAAUGCUAUGGUUGAGCACCAGUAUCAACAUAACCCAAAUCUGGUGUAUGCAAUUGUCCGUUCUCGCAAGAGAUUCCAGGCGCUACGGGACUUCACGCUCGAGAGUGGCCAGGAAGAAAUUGAGCGUCAGAGCCAACUGCGUAAGGACGGGGGUGGAGAGCUGCAGAGGACCGACUCUAUCGACAGUCUGCGGAGUCCUACUAUCUCCCGGACACCUACGCUGAGCAACGUCCCAGAAGAGGAUAGCGCGUUUGCUAUUGGCGAUGACGAUGACGAUGAUGGCGAUGAUAGCGACUCAGAUGUAGACGAACCUCGCCAGCCAGACCCACCACGAUCACCGUUGCACUCGCCGUCAAGCGCGUCAAGAAGCGCAUCAAUCGCAUCAUCUAUUGAUGAGUCUGUACCACUUCAAUUGAGAGGCAUGUCAGAAAAGGCACGAGGAAAAAUGCCAGUUGGACAACCGGCGUUCUCUCGCCAGAACAGCAUCAGCAGCCUCGCCAGCAUGGCGGCGCCAGCUCUGGGCGCGAACGAGUUCUUCACGCCGUCUGUUACAUGGCUUGAGAGCUGGCUUUCCGAGUUGCCGCUUCACACGGCGCUCAUGUUGAUCUCAGAGCUCGUACCCAAGCUUGUCAACUCUGGAAAUUCCAAUGAUACAGCAGCGGCAUUGACAACAAUACGUGAGACCGAGGUACGUGGUAUCGAACCUUCACUUAUCAGAGUGCAUAUGUUCGAAUGGUCUCCAUUAUCACUUGGUUGGUACGAGUCACUGCUUUGGGGCUUCAUCUUCGCUGGGGAAAUGCUCGUAGCCAAGGGUACAGCAGGUGUCUGGAACAAGACGAGUAUCAGGUUGUUCAAGGUGCAAGAAGGUGCUGCUCAGACACCGUCUCUUAUGGCACCUCGUGGAGCGGUGGAUGCGGUGGGAAGCAACUUGGUGCAACGCAUUGGUAGUCUGAACUUGCGAGCAGCCGCCACACAGGCGACGCAGCGAGGUUCUGGCAGCGGUGCUGGGAGUGCUUCGGCGACGGUUAGAGAUGUGUAGCGUUGUAUUACAAUACUGCUUGAUGUGUGCGGCGAGAGGUGGCUAUGCAGGA
Dothidotthia symphoricarpi CBS 119687 is the source of this 2894-nucleotide messenger RNA. RefSeq lists its product as uncharacterized. Gene Ontology annotation, cellular component: Golgi medial cisterna; Golgi trans cisterna; membrane. The transcript is spliced from 8 exons. The record is from RefSeq and is a predicted model, not a curated record. Bases 182 to 2842 code for a protein of 886 amino acids. Lineage: Eukaryota; Fungi; Ascomycota; Dothideomycetes; Pleosporales; Dothidotthiaceae.